Molecule: messenger RNA, 1192 nt
Organism: Anopheles stephensi (Asian malaria mosquito)
Lineage: Eukaryota; Metazoa; Arthropoda; Insecta; Diptera; Culicidae
Gene: LSm7
Product: U6 snRNA-associated Sm-like protein LSm7
Exons: 2
Coding region: 234-605 (123 amino acids)
Biological process (GO): mRNA splicing, via spliceosome; nuclear-transcribed mRNA catabolic process
Cellular component (GO): spliceosomal tri-snRNP complex; catalytic step 2 spliceosome; Lsm1-7-Pat1 complex
Molecular function (GO): RNA binding
Source: RefSeq, a predicted model, not a curated record
GACAUGAAGCGAAAAGCACAGUGAUGGAAUUGUUGCCGCACUGGGCACCCUUUUUUGCAUGACAAUAUUAUGACAGUUCGCACACACCUAACCUCAACACGAGCAAACACAGAAAAGAAACCGCUAAUCUCGUACGCUUGUGUUGUAAACAAAUCGCCGACACGACUCGCUGCUAGUUGCACCCGUUCCUGUUUCGUCGCACUAAUACACGGUGUAUUGCCCACUCGGAAAUCAUGUCGGAAAAGAAAUCUGCACCAUCCGGUAACUCCACUGGUGGUGGUGGUGGUGGCGGCGGCGGAGGCGACAAUAAAGAAAAACGGCGAAAGGAAUCCAUUCUCGACCUGAGCAAAUACCUGGAGAAAACGAUCCGGGUCAAGUUUUCGGGCGGUCGGGAAGCGGCCGGCGUGCUGAAAGGUUACGAUCCACUGCUGAACCUGGUGCUGGACAAUACGAUAGAGUUUCUGCGCGAUCCGGACGAUUACAAGCUGGCGGACGAUACACGGCACCUCGGUUUAGUCGUGUGCCGUGGCACAUCGGUGGUGCUAAUCUGUCCGCAGGACGGUAUGGAAUCGAUACAGAACCCUUUCAUCGCGCAGGAAGGCUAGCGUGGACGGGCAACCGUGCUGUGAGGCGUAUCAACAACAGGUUUUCAUUUUUCGCAGCUUUUGUUUGUUUUGCCCUUUACACUCGUGCCCGGAGUAAAGUUAUACCCUAUUAUUCGUUACACCUGAUUCCUUCUCAACUUUUGUUUCCCAUUUUCAUUAAUUUUCUCUAUUACUCAUGCUCAUGUUUAUCAGUUAACCAUACUCCCCCCGCCAAGCUCACAGCGGUGGAAGAAAAUGAUCCUGGCGACGACAGGAACAGGAGAAGAAACAGACUCGUUUACGGCAGAUCGGUAAAUCGAUCGAAUUUAUUAACUUAGCCUUAAGUAACCUUACUUAAAACAUUCUUCUGCUAGGAAGUCGUGCGCGCGUUCCCGUCACACCAGCACAGGGAGCAACAGUAGUAGUUGUAGCAGUAGCGACUUCCACCGCUGGGCUUACCAAUAGUUGUUAAAAUUUGUAACGCAAAUGAAGUUGAAAGGGGGCAUCGCAGAGUAGCCGGAAAGUACUACCGAACACACAAACUAAAUUCUACUCGGUGUUGAGCUAUUAUGCUUGUAAAUAAAUUCCAAACAACGCAAAUCACGCUA